Messenger RNA from Chenopodium quinoa (quinoa), 456 nucleotides. RefSeq lists its product as uncharacterized. Bases 1 to 456 code for a protein of 151 amino acids. The transcript has a single exon. NCBI's taxonomy places the organism in Eukaryota, Viridiplantae, Streptophyta, Magnoliopsida, Caryophyllales, Amaranthaceae. The record is from RefSeq and is a predicted model, not a curated record.
AUGGCUACCUCUGGAAAUGGCCCUAUGUUUCUGAAAGCUGUGAAUUGCUUUGGACAAGUGAAAGAUAAGUUUUUUAUUGCCUCUUUGAUGAAAGAAGUGAUAUUAGAGGUGGGUCAUGAAAAUGUUGUGCAAAUAAUUACUGACAAUGCAGCAAAUUGUAAGGGGGCUGGAGAGCUCAUUGAGAGUGAGUUUCCUCAUAUCUAUUGGGCACCAUGUGUCGUCCAUACGCUCAAUCUUGCUUUGAAAAACAUUUGUGCAGCAAAGAAUAUGUCUGGCAAUGAGGAAACAUAUGAAGAGUGUAGUUGGAUCACUGAUGUUCAUGGGGAUGCACUACAAAUCAAAAAUUUCAUCAUGAACCACAGCAUGAGAUUAGCAAUGUUUCGGAAAUUCUCCUCCCUAGGAAUGCUGAUAACAACUAGGAAUGAUGAUAACAAUGUGAUAGAUUUUGAUUCAUGA